GUCUUACUAGCGGUAACACUCGUAAGAUAUACUCUUUGCAGGCGAUGUACAGUGCCUGGCUCCGUGAUAUAGUCUCGCUGCUGAAAAAAAAAAGAAAGAAAGAAAAAAAUUAGCGGCUGGCUCAGUUGUGACUAUUUGACCAUGAUAUCAAUAGGAUAUAUGGACUGCGACGAGGGCUUUUCUAAAGUGCUCUUGACUGCUCGUGGCUUGCGCCGAACACUUCACUCAAGUACCCUACGAUAUGUCCCUCUCUCGAAGAUCUAUAGCAGGUAAGACGUGGGAGAGUGACGACUCUCGAAUCAGGACUCUAACUGAUUCCAUCUCUCAAGGAAGCCUGCAGCUUCUACACAGCGCGAGAAUCACGCCAUUCCAAUGCCAGAAACCGAUUGACAAGCGACCUCGCUCAUCUCUGACGGCCAGUGGACGCCGCCGGAAAGAAGUCGCCCUUGCGACGCACGAUCAACCCCAAAGCUCCACUCAAUACGCACUGACCACCCUCGACCAAGUCGCCAAUUGGGCCCUCCAGGGCUCCUUGUGGCCCAUGACCUUCGGCCUGGCGUGCUGUGCCGUGGAAAUGAUGCAUGCGGCCGGUCCCCGUUACGACAUAGAACGCCUGGGGAUGCUGUUUAGAGCCUCCCCUCGACAGGCGGAUCUCUUGAUUGUCGCCGGCACGUUGACGAACAAGAUGGCGCCAGCGUUCCGACAGGUCUACGAUCAGAUGCCCGAGCCACGAUUUGUGAUCAGUAUGGGCAGCUGCGCGAAUGGGGGUGGGUAUUAUCACUAUAGUUACUCCGUGGUCCGGGGCUGUGAUCGAAUCGUUCCAGUGGAUGUAUAUGUACCAGGAUGCCCGCCAACGGCCGAAGCUUUGUUGUAUGGGAUUUCCAUGGUACAGAAGAAGAUUCGGCGUAGGAAAGUGACUCGGAUGUGGUAUAGACGCUGAGGUCUUGUCAGGUCUCAUUCUGGAAACAUGUAUUUAGUUUCGAUUGACAGAUUGGUUCAAAAGAG
Molecule: messenger RNA, 1005 nt
Organism: Aspergillus uvarum CBS 121591
Lineage: Eukaryota; Fungi; Ascomycota; Eurotiomycetes; Eurotiales; Aspergillaceae
Product: NuoB/complex I 20 kDa subunit family protein
Exons: 3
Coding region: 242-940 (232 amino acids)
Biological process (GO): aerobic respiration; electron transport coupled proton transport; mitochondrial respiratory chain complex I assembly
Molecular function (GO): quinone binding; 4 iron, 4 sulfur cluster binding; NADH dehydrogenase (ubiquinone) activity
Source: RefSeq, a predicted model, not a curated record